Messenger RNA from Cordyceps fumosorosea ARSEF 2679, 669 nucleotides. RefSeq lists its product as hypothetical. The transcript is spliced from 2 exons. NCBI's taxonomy places the organism in Eukaryota, Fungi, Ascomycota, Sordariomycetes, Hypocreales, Cordycipitaceae. Gene Ontology annotation, biological process: protein deubiquitination. Gene Ontology annotation, molecular function: deubiquitinase activity. The record is from RefSeq and is a predicted model, not a curated record. The coding region runs from base 1 to 669 and encodes 222 amino acids.
AUGUCCGGCACGCCUGGACAGUCGAUCUCUGGCACGCCUCGACAAUCGAUCUCUAGCGCAUCUAGACAGUCGGUCGGCCGCCACAGGUCGACACUGUCCCUACAAAAAACCGAAAUAAUCAUUAACGUAUACGACUUGCUACCUGCCGGCCGAGUUUCGUCAAUGCUAUGGGCGUUCGGAACGUCAUUUCUACACUCGGGGGUCGUCAUUAACGGGCGCGAAUAUGCAUAUGGGGGGCACGAUAAACGCGGCGUUUCCGGCGUCUUUUGGUCUAAACCUAGGACUCUGCCGCCGGGCGGAUCGUUUCGCUGCGAGCUGUUACAUGGCUUCACGCUCGCCACCGAAGACGAAAUUAACGCGACCUUGCGGGCGGCUUCCCACCAGUUCCUAGGACCCGAUCACAACCUAUUGAAUAAGAACUGCAACCACUUUACCGCCUACAUUUGCAAAGCCUUGACCGGCGACCCCGGGCCAGGCUGGCUCAACAGAGCAGCCAGCAUCGGCAAGGCAAUGCCCUGUCUCGUGCCCCGGGACUGGCUUGAAGCGCCGGACCAUAUGGCAGUCGACGCCGAACUUCUCGAGACGGAUGACGAAUCAGACGAAGCGACAGAGCGAUCUACCAUGUUGCAAAAGGAUAGAAGGUCAAACAGACGCGGUACUCGCUCGUAG